Messenger RNA from Anneissia japonica, 3918 nucleotides. RefSeq names its product zinc finger protein 2-like. The transcript is spliced from 3 exons. Lineage: Eukaryota; Metazoa; Echinodermata; Crinoidea; Comatulida; Comatulidae. Gene Ontology annotation, biological process: regulation of transcription by RNA polymerase II. The record is from RefSeq and is a predicted model, not a curated record. The coding region runs from base 286 to 2280 and encodes 664 amino acids. Gene Ontology annotation, molecular function: RNA polymerase II cis-regulatory region sequence-specific DNA binding; DNA-binding transcription factor activity.
UUAGCUUCGCACACGGCGGUCGUAUAAUCAAAGAUCGUAUAGCGCCGCUAUCUUUGGUAUAAUAAGCGGCUAGCGUUACUUUUGUGAAAAAGUAGACAUAAGGCCUAGGCCUAGGCCUAAGUCAUGAAACAUGUUUAACGGAAUUUAGUGCAUUGAAUGAAAUCAUAAUUAGGUUUAGAAUAGGAGCACAGGACAGAAAAGACUGCCUGAAUGUACUACUACUAUUAUUAAACUACUGGAAUGCUAGAUGUAUAGUAAUGCUUUCCUGGGCGAGCACAUGUUGCAAUGGAGCCUGCCUCCUUGCAGACUGAUGUUAGUGAUGACAUCACAACCUCACAUCACAUGACCAGUGUGGUAACUAUCAAAAAUGAACCUGAAGAUGCUGAUUACGACAUUGUGGAGCAAAAUGUAAAUGAAAGUGUCGAUGCUAAUUGUGAAGACCAUGAAUUUAUACUUGUAAAGCAAGAAUUUAUCGACGUGGUGGAGGAGAGUCAUGCAGAUUUUGAGGAUGGUGAUGAGAAUGAUGAUGAGAGCUGUAGUGAUGAUGCCAUCCAGAUAGAUGAAAAUUCAGAAACUGACCAAGACCAUCAUCAGUCAGUCACAGGACUUAGAAAGAAACCAAUUGGUAACAACCCAUUUCAAUGCUUGUGGUGCUAUAAAAUCUUCACAGAUAAAGAAAAACUAACAAAUCAUGAAAUCUCUCACACAAGACUCAAACCUUACCAUUGUACUUACUGCGAGAAAAAAUUCUCACGGAAUUCCCACCUUCGACGACAUGAGAAAGUGCAUACUACAGAGAAACCUCAUAAAUGCAGUAUGUGUGAUAAGCGAUUCUUUCAGAAAUCUCACGUACGACGGCAUGAGCGUGUGCACACUGGAGAGAAGCCAUACGCAUGCGAUUUAUGUGAUAAGAGCUUCUCUGAUGGCAGCUUGCUGCAACGACAUCAGUUAAUCCACUCAGGGUUAAAGCCAUUUCAAUGUCAAGAUUGUGGGAAAACGUAUAACCAGCAUGUCCAGUUGACAAUCCAUCAGCGUACCCACACGGGCGAAAAACCAUACCAGUGUAACUGGUGUGGGAAAAAGUUCACACACAGUGGUACAUUACGUGCACAUGAGCGCACGCAUACUGGAGAGAAGCCAUAUCAUUGUAAAGAAUGUGGUAAGAAUUUCUCACAGCAUUCACAUUUUUCUCGUCAUAAAAAAACUCACGUGAAAGGCAAGCCCUUCCAAUGUAACAUCUGUUUAGAUAUAUUCCAGUAUCGGUAUGACUUAGAGGUGCAUAUAUUAACGCAUCCCAACAGUAAACCUUUUCAUUGUGAUCAAUGCAACAAGAAGUUCGUAUCAAGAAGCUCCUUAAAACGCCAUUUAAAGAAACAUGAAACACCGGUGAUUUACACAUGUGAUUACUGCAAGUUGACAUUUCCAGAUCUCAAAGCCCUCUGUGCACAUGAAGCAAUACAUUUAGAUGAUUCACUACUUAUUUUACAAAAUACUGAAAUGGUUGAAAAUGAAACUGAUGACGAAAUUGAUGAGAAAAAUAUGACAGAAAGCAACUUGACAACUCAUCAAAGAUUGGUCGCAGCCAAGUUGAUUACAAAGAAACCAUUUCAAUGUCAGGAGUGUAAAAAACGAUUUUAUACAAACUCUCAUUUAAAAGAACAUGAGAGGAUCCACAGUGGAGAAAAGCCAUACAAUUGUCGUUUCUGCAAAAAGGCAUUCUCUCGUAUCUCGCAUUUGAACAGACAUGAAAAAAUACAUUCUGGUUUUAAGCCAUUUCACUGUGAUUGGUGCGACAAAACUUUUGUACAACUGGCGCACAAGAAACGCCAUGAAAAAACGCACAUUAACGCCAAAGACAUUCUUCCGCAGUUACCAAAUACAAAUAACAUAGUAGAUGAUAGAUAUCAGGAACCAGCCUUAACAGUCCACAAACUUGAUAAUUGUGUGGACAACCAUGAUUCUGACCAAGAGCUGGAGAUUCAAGCUAGCAACCAUCAGCAUUUGUCAAAGAGCCAUGGGCUUGAUCAUCAGGAUGAUUCAGUGAACUAUCUCUCAGAUCAGAUGCAGGAGCAAGUCAAAGAGCCUGCAUUUGAUCAUCAGGAAGAUUCAGAGAACUAUCUGUCAGAUGAUAGUUGCCACCUUCAAGACUCUUGCAACCAGAUGCAAGAGCGACAGCAGGUCAAAGGCCCUGAGCUUCAUUAUCAGGAUGAUUCAAAGAAAUAUGUCCCAGAUAAUAGUUGCCACCUUCAAGACUCUGACAACCAGAUGCAAGAGCAAUAGCAAAAGUUUUAAAGUAGAUUAUGCAAAAAUAAUACAGUUAAUGGUGGUAACAUCAAAUCUUUACUGCAACAUGUUAAAAUGCCAGUCAGAGUUUACGCUAUGCAGUAUUUUAAGAGGCUAUUGUUGUUUUAUUAAAUUACAGUACACAGAAAAAACACUAUAUUUUUACAUAUUUUUAUACCACAUAUUAUGAAUGGUAACCAAUCAAGCGAUUAUUUGAUUGUUCAAAAUUCUUUGAGAAGAUGGUAGUGCUGUAGAAGUGUUUGUACUUACUAAUCAGUAAUUAAUUGAAAUUUACAUCCAUCAUCAUAUCAUAAUAAUCUGUUGGAAGAACUUCCAAAUAUUAUAACCAACUACAUUUUAAAAGUUAAUUCAUGCAAAUUACAGUACGUGCUAAGUUACUGUGAUUAGUGACAACUACUGUAGGAUCAAUUGAUACAGUUAAUUGUAUUGUAAUAGUAUUUUUAACAGGCAUUAUCACACUACAAUAAUGCUUUAACACAAUCUAGUAAAUGUUUAGUAUGCAAUUGAUUUUUAUCAUGAAUAUAAUAUGGUGCUUUUAGAACUGAAGUGUGCUUUAAGAUUUGCUGUAAUACAAUAAUCAUAGUAUUGUGAAUAAGUGGGGGCUAAGCCUUCAUAAUAUAUUUGUUGUACUGUACUAAAACCUUUGACCUUUAGCCUUCAUAAGUUUAUACUAAAAAGUAUCAUUGAAGAAAAUUUCAUCAUGAUUUCACCCUAACUAUUGUUAUACUGUACAUGCAUAUGGGGCAGUGAUUGUCAAAUUUUAGUGAAUAUUAUUGCUGUCUUAUAUACAGUAUAACUGAAUAUGUCUGGUACAGUAAUUAGCCUGAGUAUUAAAUUAAUAAAUUAAAAAAAAUUAUAUCCACAAUGAAAUAUUUAAAUAAUUGAUUACAAAUUAUGUGAGAAUUGUCCUUCUAUUAGUGAUUGUGUUAUCACUGCUGAGCUAAUAAUAUAAACUAUCGAUAAAUUUGGCAGAUAGCAUAUUUAAAGCUAAGUUUUUUUUAUAUUUAAAUGAUUGUAUGUUAAAAUAAAAAUUGUAUGUGCUUUGUCUACCCAGGUUCUACCAACCAGCUUAUUUAUAUAUUUAUGCAAUAACACUCAUGCAAUGUUGAUAAAUAGUUCUGUAGGUAGAGUGCUGUACUCUUUGUUAUGAUUAUUUUUUUGUGAUCCAGCAUAUAUUCUGCCAAUCAUGCUGAAAAUGUCAAAAUCCUGAGCCAUUUGCUGAGAUGUAGUUUAUAGCAGUGUUGGCUCCAGAAAUUUUCCAACAUUGGGUCCUGGAAUUAAAUCCAUGGUAGAGUAGAUUUUGCCCAGGUACUAUGGCCCAAAACAAUAGGGUUUGACAAUCAAAACAACAUUUGCAUAGUCAAAUUAAUAUAUUUGGUCUGACAAUCUUGUGGUGUCAGAUGGCAGGGGUUCCAGACCUGUCUGACAGAGAGGAAGUUCCCCUUCUAAUCCUCCUGGCUGACAGUCUCAAGUGUAGUGAAUUUCCAUUGACAAGCUCAAGCCCUCAUUGUAAAAUUCAGGGAAAAAAAAUGAGUUUUCUUUAUUUUUAUUACGCCUGCUGCUGGCUUCAAAUCUCCAAAAAUAAGAUAUAUAUAUUUCUAAGAAAUUCCUAAU